Molecule: messenger RNA, 348 nt
Organism: Anneissia japonica
Lineage: Eukaryota; Metazoa; Echinodermata; Crinoidea; Comatulida; Comatulidae
Product: coagulation factor XIII B chain-like
Exons: 2
Source: RefSeq, a predicted model, not a curated record
GUGUUUGCUCAUAUGAUCCAGAUAUAAUUCCAGAUAAUGUCAUAGUAGGAGGCAUAAAAUAUAAUUUUCAAUCUGGAGAGAAUGUGACAUAUUUUUGUGACGAUGGGUAUACAUUAGUUGGGCAGUCGGUCAGUAAAUGCCUAAAUGGAAAUUUCCACUUUCCUGAGUGUCAUGCUAACUGUGCUCCGCUUUUGAUCGAUGGAGUACAAGCUACAGGGUCUUUCACACAUAACAGUACAGUGGAAUUUGCAUGUGAUACUGAUGGCUAUGAGUUGAUACCAAAUAUAGCUGUUGCUGCAGUGUGUAUGGACGGCAUGUAUAACGCACCUAUUCCUCGAGGCUGUACAG